This is a messenger RNA of Hibiscus syriacus, 1367 nucleotides long. Its product is annotated as BOI-related E3 ubiquitin-protein ligase 1-like. The transcript is spliced from 3 exons. The record is from RefSeq and is a predicted model, not a curated record. Gene Ontology annotation, molecular function: ubiquitin-protein transferase activity. Gene Ontology annotation, biological process: regulation of programmed cell death. Bases 281 to 1276 code for a protein of 331 amino acids. Lineage: Eukaryota; Viridiplantae; Streptophyta; Magnoliopsida; Malvales; Malvaceae.
AAAAGCUGCCACCCCAUGUUUUGCUAAUUUGUGUACAAUAAAUAGCAAUUUGAUUCCCUCCCCCUUUUUCAUUAUAAACAAACAAAGUCUCCCUCGACUUUCUCUCAAAACCAGUCGCCACCUAUAUCUGUGUUUAUCUUUUCUCCCUUAUUCCCUCCUGCUUCAGAGCCAAACACUCGUUUUCCCCUCUCCCCACCCUUUUCCCCUGUAUAUUAUUCCCAAAGCGAUUUACGUUGAAGCAAAGAAUAAAUAAACCCCACACCUUAGCUUUUUUUCAUCAAUGGCGGUUGAAGCUCCGCAUAUGAACCUUUUCCCUCCUCAGUUACUCACCAACAGCAGAGGUUUCCUGAAAACAAAUCAAGGGAGUGGCAAUCUAUGCGAUACCCAGAUAGAUGCUUGUGUUCCUUUGGUUGAUUCAAUGCAACGUGAUUCACAGCUUUUUCCAUUGUAUCAGCCCUUUGUUUGUGAUCCGAUUUCAGCCAAAACUUCGAUCAACAAAGCUGAUAGCGGCCUUACAUAUAACAUGAAUACCCCAGUCUCAGCACCAAGAAAAAGGCCCAGAGAUUCAUUCGUCAAUGGCCUUGAUUCAUAUCCCAUAUCUCAAAAGAGUAAACUUUAUGAUUUUUCCUCUGUUCUUGACGAAUAUGUUCUGUCCCAGAUCCAACUGCAACAACAAGAAAUCGAGCGUUUCAUUGUUAAACACACCGAAAAAGUGAGGUUUGAACUUGAAGAAAUAAGGAAAAGUCAAUCAAGAAUGUUGAUUUCAGCAAUCCAAGAAGGGGUGAUGAAGAAACUGAUGGAAAAGGAAGAAGAGAUGCAAAGAAUGGGGAAACUAAACUGGAUUCUUCAAGAAAGGGUUAAAAGCCUAUACGUGGAGAAUCAACUGUGGAGAGACCUGGCACAAACAAACGAAGCCACUGCCAAGUCCCUGCGCAACAAUUUGGAAGAGGUUCUGGCGCACGUCGGCGACGAACGCCACGUGAGAGGUGGAGUUGCAGCUGCGUUGGCGGACGAUGCGGAGUCUAGCUGUGGCAGCAGCGAUGAAGGGUGGCGCAAGGUGGUACCACCGCAACCACAAGUGAGUGGUGGUCGUGCAGAAGUGGGGAAUGAUAAUAGGAUUAGGAAGUGUAGGAAGUGCGGGGAGAUGGAGUCAAGUGUGCUGUUGCUGCCAUGCAGGCAUCUUUGUCUCUGUACAUCUUGUGGGUCCACUCUGGUAGGCACUUGCCCUGUUUGUGAUUCUAUUACCAAUGCCAGUGUACAUGUUAACAUGUCAUGAAACAAUUUUUUCUUCUUUUUUAGAGUUAGUGAAAAAAAGGAACUGCAUAUAUCUUUUCUAGAAAUGGAUCAUUAUAAAAACGGUUUCAGUA